Messenger RNA from Schistosoma mattheei, 705 nucleotides. The record is from the annotation of a GenBank genome assembly. NCBI's taxonomy places the organism in Eukaryota, Metazoa, Platyhelminthes, Trematoda, Strigeidida, Schistosomatidae.
AUGAUGGAUCGAAAAUCAUCAGUUAAUCCGUUGGCACAAUCACGUAAACCAUCCGAAAUCUCUAGUACUGAAGAAUUAUCACAGGGUCAAAAGCCACUACCUAAAGUCAUUGGUAGAUUAUCCGUAUUCAAGGAUACAGCAUUGUCAUCGGAAAAAAGGAGAUAUUCAGUACAGAAUGCAUCCGGAUCUGGAGCCCUUCCUCCAAGAAACAGUCCACGUGCAACACCAUAUUUGAAUACGCCAGUUACAUCAGCUGGACCAAUACCUGUAUCAUCGACAAUUCCAAGAGCAUCGAUCGCAUGUAUCCCACUGAGUGUUCAGGCUCAAAUUCAACAAAACCAAGCAAUUAAAUCUGAACAACCUUCUAUUGCAAAACCUACACCAUCACCUUUGACAAAAACUUUUGUUACACCUCAAGUAACACCCAGAGCAUCUAUAAGCAAAGUUUCUGAAUCAGAUAUAGAACAUACUAGAAAACUUAAUCGUCUACCAAAAUCUUUCCAAUGUGAUUGUUGUCAACAUGUUACUGUGACCAGAAUAACAUAUCAUGUUGGUGUUUUAACAUGGCUUAUGGCAGUGUUAAUUUUUUUAUGUGGUGGCGUUCUAGGCUGUUUUCUGAUACCAUUCUUUACAAAUUGUUGUAAAGAUGUUAAACAUGAAUGUCCAUUCUGUGGUACAGAAAUUGGUAUGGUUAAAUGUAUCUAA